Molecule: messenger RNA, 1324 nt
Organism: Sander lucioperca (pikeperch)
Lineage: Eukaryota; Metazoa; Chordata; Actinopteri; Perciformes; Percidae
Product: titin-like
Exons: 2
Coding region: 36-1277 (413 amino acids)
Source: RefSeq, a predicted model, not a curated record
UGAGUGGUGUCAGUGUUUGUCGACCUCGGAGCAGAAUGGCUGCAGUCACAGAGCUCUCCUUCCUGCUGUUUGCUCUCAUCAACAACAUCCAUGCAGAAGAACGGAUCAUCAUCCGACGGGAAAGAGACUCUUACACCUUUAACCUCCCUGAGAACACCAACUCCUGCUUGAUUUCCAGAUCUGUUGGUGAGGAGAAGCUUGUCCUGUGGAACACCUCUGACCUCUGGUCCAACAGCUCCUCAGUACCUGAACACUUGAAACAACGAAUUGUCAACACGGUGAAAACUUCUUCUUACACCAUCCUCAACCUGACCCAUUCAGACUCCGGCCCGUACCAAGAGGAGUGUUGGACUGAGGGCAGCGUGACGCAUGAGAACAACAUCACUAUUACUGUUUGUACUACUUCAAUAUAUAGGACAUUUAUCAGAGUGAGUCUUGGAGAAACAGUGGACCUGCCAUGUGAGGGAGCAGCUGAUAAUCUGGAUAUCCAGUGGCUCAAACGGGACUAUAGAUAUGAGCAAGAAACAUGGAGCAGAGUUUUUGGGGACAAUACGACAUCAGUGAUGGACAAUGUUAGAGGAAGAUACCAAGUGGUGACAAACACAUCAGCUCUUCGUGUUUCCACCAUCACAACAACAGACCUUACAGACUACAACUGUCUGGUGAUGAACCAACAGCAGUGUUUUAGCAGUCACACUGUACAGUUGAGACUACCGUAUGAGACAAUCUACCGCUCAGUGGGAGAGACCGCUGUGUUGCCGUGCACUAUCACUGACUCCACUGAUGAACAGCCCCCACGUUGGUCUAAUCGGUUCUCCACUAAUCUAGGACAACAAAACCAGACUGUUCCUUCAGUAGACAGAAACUACUCGCUGGUGUUUUCAUCUCUAAUGUUGAAUCACACAGGUCGGUACUUCUGUGACGCCUCUAUGAGAGAGCAAGAGUAUGAUCUGGUGGUGUGCCCCAAAUUUGGCCCCCCUGCUGUACAGCGCUUCUCAGAGGGAGAAGAAGUCACUGUCAGAUGCACAGAUUGGAGAAAGGGUAGGGGGCAUGAAUGGUUUAUCAAGUCGAACCGAACAGAGGGAAGAAUCUUUAGCGUCACGUAUGAUCAGAGCAUGAGCAGAGUGAGCUGGUACUAUGGUAAUGGUAUCCUGGUUAUCUCUAGUAUCUCAGUGGGAGAUGCAGGGGAGUACUGGUGUGUAGUUACUGACCGAGAUUAUCGGUGCGUAUCAACCAGCAGAACUCUGUUAGUGUACAACAAGCCCUUUGGGAUUUAGGAACAUGUUUUGUAUUAUUUGCAAUACAAAAUAAACUUGAAUUGAAA